Molecule: messenger RNA, 975 nt
Organism: Myotis lucifugus (little brown bat)
Lineage: Eukaryota; Metazoa; Chordata; Mammalia; Chiroptera; Vespertilionidae
Product: sialic acid-binding Ig-like lectin 5
Exons: 5
Coding region: 1-975 (324 amino acids)
Biological process (GO): cell adhesion
Cellular component (GO): plasma membrane
Molecular function (GO): sialic acid binding
Source: RefSeq, a predicted model, not a curated record
AUGGUGCCCCUGCUGCUGCUGCCCCUGCUGUGCCCAGGGUCCCUGCAGCAGCAACCAGGCUACCAGUACGAGCUCCGAGUGCAGGAAUCGGUGACAGUGCAGGAGGGUCUGUGUGUCCAUGUGCCCUGCUCCUUCUACCCGUGGGAUUCGUGGUCUUCCUCUAGUGAACUCUACACCUACUGGUACCAGCACGGGGAUGACACAGCCUAUGAUGCUCCUGUGGCCUCAAACAACCCACAUAAACCGGUGAAGAGUGAAACAGAAAACCGUUUCAUCUUCAAGGACCCCAAGACCAACAACUGUUCCCUGAGCAUCAGAGACGCCAGGAGGAGUGACACAGGACGCUACUUCUUCCGAGUGGAGAGAGGAGAUUCUGUGAAACAUAGUUACCGAGAGAAGAUGUUGAAUUUGCAGGUGACAGCCCUGACAGACAAACCCCACAUCCAGAUUCUGGAGCCACUGGUGUCCAGCCACCCCACACAGCUGGCCUGCAGCCUGCCAGGGGCCUGUGAAAGGGGACAACGUUUCACCUUCUCCUGGGCGGGAGCCGCUGUGGACUCACUGGACCCUCAGACCCUCCACUCCUUCAAGCUCACCUUCACUCCGAGGCCUGGGGACCAUGGCACCAACCUCACCUGUCAGGUCCAAGUCCAACGGCCUCAGUUGACCACACAGAGAACCAUCCGGCUCGACGUCUCCUUGAAAGCCCGCAGGAGGCAAGCAGCCGGGAGACCAAAGGUCACGAACGAUGAAGACCCUGUGAUGGGCACAGUCACCUUGGGCUCCCAGAAAAACCUCCAGCCGGAUGGGCCCCCAGACCAAGCGCCACCUGCUGAGAAGGGCCCUCUGUCAGGGGAGCAGCAGGAGCUCUACUACGCCAACCUCACCUUUGAGGGGCUGAAGCCACGGGAGCCUCGGGGCCAGGAGGCCACCAGCACCCAGGAGUACGCAGUGGUCAAGCGCAGAGGCCAAUGA